This is a messenger RNA of Armigeres subalbatus, 2763 nucleotides long. RefSeq lists its product as uncharacterized. Gene Ontology annotation, biological process: lipid metabolic process. The transcript has 6 exons. Gene Ontology annotation, molecular function: oxidoreductase activity, acting on the CH-CH group of donors. Gene Ontology annotation, cellular component: membrane. Lineage: Eukaryota; Metazoa; Arthropoda; Insecta; Diptera; Culicidae. The coding region runs from base 560 to 1528 and encodes 322 amino acids. The record is from RefSeq and is a predicted model, not a curated record.
CGCGCAUUGAAGACGCUUUCGGGAAAACGUGCUUUUCCUUUACCUUUGCGGAGGGUGGUUUUGUGCUACUGGCUGCUGCAGCUAAUAGUGAUUGAUCAUGGUGGAUGUGUGAGUGUGUGAGCAGCGUGGCAGCCAAUAUCUAGAGGAAUAAAUAAGCAAUGUAAACACAGUUGGAGGAACAUAAAUCGGCGGGAGAAGAGUGCGAUACAAGGAAAAUGAAUGCGAAAUCGGUUGCACGGUCAGGGCUGAUGAUGUUGGUUUUAGUAGAUGCUGGCACAAACCUUGAGACCCAAUCUCCAGCAAGCAAGACGGCGUCAGUGGCAUGAGUUUUAGUGCAAUAAUAAUGUCGUAGUAGCGUUGCCCGGAGAGCGGAAUAGUGGGAUCAAAUUUUUCCUAUACGACCUUGAAUCGGUGGAAAUUGUGUAGCGUGAAUCUGAAAUUGGCAACACAUCAGAAAACUGAAAGAAGAUUUAGUGACGUUGGCGAUUUUUUCGGUUUUAUGGAAGAAAAGGAGUGUAAUUUUAGUGUGUAAAGUGGCUAACAGAGAAGUAGUGCAACGAUGGCCGUUCAUAUUAUGGACGAAGAUCAUUUUGCAAUCAGUGCAAUCGUAACGGUGGCAAUGCAGGUUAUAUUCUUCCUGAUCGCUGCCAUCUUCCAACUAGAUAAGCUCACGGAUUUUGCGGGUGGAGUUAACUUUAUCAUCAUUGCCUUGUUGACCUUUUUCUUAGGUCAAAUCGACAGAACAUUGAAGCCUUACGAUAGUAGACAGCUGAUGGUGACGGUGUUUGUUUGUUUAUGGGGUGCGAGACUUUCGGGAUAUCUGCUCUACAGGAUUGUGAAAAUCGGUCGUGAUAAACAGUUCGAGGACAAUCGGAGGAAUGUAAUACGAUUUGCAGUAUUCUGGACGUUUCAGGCUGUUUGGGUGUUCGUUGUUUCACUGCCCGUAAUCAUCAUCAACUCACCCCGGCAUUCAAUUCCGCGAGCACCAAGGACGAUGACGACGCUGGAUUCCGCGGGAACUGGGAUGUUCAUUACUGGAUUGUUGGCGGAAACGUAUGCUGAUUUGCAAAAGUUUUCCUUCCGACAAGAUCCAAUAAAUCAGGGCAAAUUUUGCAACGACGGACUAUGGCGAAUGUCGAGGCAUCCCAACUAUUUCGGCGAGAUUGUUAUUUGGUGGGGAAUCUUCGUUAUCUCGCUAAACGUUAUCGAUGGCAUCGAGUGGGUGGCAAUUAUGUCGCCAAUAUUCACAACCCUCAUCAUCUUGUUCCUGUCGGGGAUUCCGGUGCGAGAGCGGUCGGCGGACGAGAAGUAUCGAGAUGAUCUGGAAUACCGAAAGUACAAAGCGUGCACCUCACCAUUGAUUCCAAUCCCACCGGCAAUCUACUCGGAGGUUCCACGAGCUCUAAAAUUCAUCUUGUGCUGUGAGUUCCCACUUUACGACUCCCUGGACAAACGGCGUAAGGAGGAAGGCCCAUUUGCUAUGACUACCUCUAUAUCAGUAGCACACUCGCACUCGACCCACACAUAGCAAUCGGGAGGCGGAGUACAGCAACAUCCCAACCAUCCUGUGUCGUCGUCCUCGUCGUACCAUUACUACCAUCAUCAGCAUGGGCACCACGGUACGCAAGGGGCGAGCUGCUCCUCGAAGGAACGAAACUCCAUCGGACCGGCGGCUAGUUAUUCGUCCAGCCACCGAAGCGGUAGCGAAAGGCGUGGUGAAAAGUCCCUUCACGGUAGCCACUACUUUGAGGACAUCGUUCCGGAACGGAUAACUUGUAUUGCAAGCAGCGAUGGCAACUACAUCACCGGCUCGGCACAAAUUACUACAAUUUUGUGAUCUCGUUCACUGUUCAAUGUUAACUACUGAUAUACAAAGAAGGUAUACAUAUAGUCAAAAUGUGUUAUAUGAAAUUAUGUUUAAAGGUUUAUUGGUUAAUGGUUGCUGCAUUGCUUAAAAUUUAAGGACGAUGUGAGAGAAAAUGCCAAUUUUGAAUUGCCAAAUGCGCCAACACUUGAUUCCUUACUACUGCAUGAAAUCUUGGAAAAGUUAACAUAUAAAAGGUUUGGACUUGACUAUUGUUACAACACUGGCCUAUUAAUGCCAUCUGAGUUUUAGAGCUUUUAUAUCUUCCGAAUUCAAUCUUUAAGCAUUUACUGUAACAUUUGAUCCUAGAGAAGUACCUAAAUCAACACUCACUAGUUUCAGUCACGGCCGCCUACAAUAGUUACCUACACUAGUUCUACAGUUAACCCACAGUUUAGCCCACACAUAGUUGUAAUCAUCAUGUCAUAAAACGAGAAACACAACAUCAGGGAGCUGUACUGUCUGUAAUCGCAUAUUUGUUCUAAAUGAGAAGGAAACCUAGCAAAGAUGGCACUAAUAUGCGAUUACAGGCAGUGUAUAGUUGAUCAACUGUUCAUUGCUAAGAUACUGGCGAGAUUUGUGAAAAUUUCUAGAACCAUAGAUUUAUUUUGCAUAGUUUUGAAAGGGAGCUGUUCUACAUUUUCAUUUUAUGUUGAAGGUUAAAAGAUUGAUCCAUUAUGAGGAAAUGAAAAGCAAUUAAGGAAUAUUCCGAUUUCUCGUACCGUGGUAUGUAAGACGGUUCAACACCUUGAAUUCAAAGUUUGUUUUCCUCACUUAACCUUCCUAGUAUAUCAAAAAGGUGACGCAUAAUGAACGAAUUAUCAAAGAACAAAAAUUCCAAUGCCAAUUGGUCGGGGUUCAGCGAAACCGCACCAAGUGCGAUUUGGCCAAUUUUAGUU